Somion occarium is the source of this 3887-nucleotide messenger RNA. The record is from the annotation of a GenBank genome assembly. Lineage: Eukaryota; Fungi; Basidiomycota; Agaricomycetes; Polyporales; Cerrenaceae.
GCCAACGCAUCGAAGUCGCGUUCCAAAUUACGUCCACGUGACUGGACUGAGAGUAAUGUUUCGCAGACGGAAUCUCUUGUGCCACUGUCCACAUUAGCGGCUGUUCGUAUCAGUCUUUUCCCUCCCUCUUCAACAUCUGGACGUCUGGUGAAUCAUGUCGACAAGUGACGAGGAGUCGUUUCACUAUCAAGAACUGGGGACGAUUGAAGAGACAAAUUCACCUGUCCCAACCCAGUCUCCAGACAAUGACUCAGAUGAAGAGGAGUUUGUUUAUCCUAGCGUAUCUUCCAAGCCAGUACAUGAAGCUGCCCGGACACCUGAGCCCGUCUUACAGCAGGACGUAAUACCCACACAAGACGUCCUGGAGGUGUCACCCAGUUCAGACAGGUUAUCACAUUCUCCAAAUGUCUCUCCCCCACAAGAGCAGCCAGUUCUAGAUGUCGUACCUUCACCUAUCAUUCCGAAAAUUCAUCCUUCUCCUGCUCAACUGGAGGCUUUGCAAUCGGCCGCUGCUGCAGGCGACCUCAAGCUGCUUCAAAGUCUUUUCCGAAAUACGUUGCAACCUGGAGAUGUGGAGCCCUUUGCGUUGGCCAAUGAUGCUUCGACACGCACGGGUCUUACUGCAUUGCAUGCAGCUGCAAGUAGAGGACAUCUUGACAUUGUUAAUGAUUGAGGACUGCGGCGCGAUACCCGAUAUAGAGGAUAAAGAAGGCGAGACCGCACUGCACAAAGCGGCUCUCAACGGUCACUUGCGUAUCGUCGCAUACCUGCUUCCGGACAAGGCUGAUGUUCAUGCUCAAGAUGCGGAUGGGUGGACGGCUCUUCAUAACGCAUGUUCUAAGGGUUAUCUAGAUAUUGUGAGAUUCUUAUGCGAGCAAGGAGGUGCCGCUUCUGAGAUCGACGGCGUGCGUGGAGUUGAUAUCCGCAGUAAAGGUGGUUGGACACCGUUGAUGAAUGCCUCAUCCAAGGGUCAUCUUCCCAUAGUUCUCUAUUUAUUGAGCAAACAGUCCGCCGAUCCUUUGAUUAGGAACAACUGGGGCGAAACUGCAUAUGACGCUGCAGCUGCUGUCUUCGAAGUUUGGAUAUGUGAGGUCUUACAAAAAGCAGAGAGCGAAAAAUGGCGCAGCGCGCCGGUCCCCUACAAUCCGCUAGCGGUGCACACGACAGUACCUGUUUUGCUCUAUGAGAAUCAGCGACUUGACAUGCGGCUGAAGACGUUGGCCAUGUCUGGUGGGAAGCCUAAGUUCUCCGCUUCUGGGCUAGGACGACGGGGUCGUCACGCUCCGUUUGAGCUUAGACUUCUUCAGCCUAGUGAGGAUGGUAAGAAAGAAGUCCCUGCCUGGCGAAGCGAUGUGCAACUUCCUUUACAUGAGGAACCUUUUGUUUUACCACUUCCCGGCGACUCGGCUUCUAGGGAAGGUUUAGAACGAAGUCAUUUUUGGCUGUCAGACUGGACUCUUGACGUGACCCAUCCAGGUGUUGACGCCGAACUUGGCUGGCAGUAUGCACGUUCAUUCGACGAUCCGGACGAUCAAUGGACUUCUGAACCACCAGCUCAGCUCGAACGCCUUCUCAGCGGAAGCGGAGCGAUGACGGCUGGCCUGAGUGGUAGCUCGUCGAGAAGCAGUAGUAGCAGCAGCAGCCGCGCAGGUCCCAGCUCUCGCUCUAAUUCAGUUUCUGCUCAAAGCUGGGUCAGGCGCCGACGUUGGGUCCGCGUAAUGCGCCGUAGGCUAGAUAUACCACCUCUUCCAUUCCUUCAACCCGAUGGCCAGAACUAUCAUUUGGACAUGGAUGGCCAUUUAGUUCCGUGUGUGGAGAACGACGGCAGCGACUUCGGUGAUAAUGACGGACAGGAACUCGGAUUUAUGCCAACAACGGGGCUUUCUGCUGCGCAAGAUUAUGUAGCCCGCGCACGUUAUCUAGCAGGGAAUCAGUCUGGAGAAACCCAAGGUACAAACGGCCAACCCUCUGCUCUGGAGGCUCGCCGUGCUAUUGCGAAGCUAGAGCGUGCUACCACGGAAUUGCGUCAAGGCAUCCUUGAUGAUGAUGAUGUUGAACGGAGAACACAGGCGGAGGUUCUCCUCAAUGCGUACAGUCGAGAGCUUGAGCGUAGACGACUCGCGGCUGGCGCCCAAGGGAUCCUCAUAUCUGAUAACGAUGGUGACGAAGUCUACGAUGAUGACUCGGAUGAAGAAUCAUUUCACUAUCCUGGUUCUUCUACGGAUACUGCUCGACCUCCUUCGAUUCGCUCCACCGCUACCGACUACUUCUCUAGGUCUUCUGGAUCACGCGGACCCACUGACCUCACACCUCAUUUGUCACAAUCUCCGGAAUUCCGUGUACCUACUCAUGAAGCCCCGCAGAAGAUACUGACACCUCGAUGGACUCCUCCAACACCGCAUCAAGUUCAUGCUCAGUGGGAACGAGAUGAGACCGUGCAGCAGUGCCGCGAAUGCAGACGCAGGUUCAAUUUCAUAACUCGUCGCCAUUGUCGUAGAUGCGGGCGCAUCUUCUGCGACCGCUGUUCUUCGUUUAGGGCGCUACUUGACCCUUCUGACAUCGUUCAAGACCCUGCCGCUCUUGAGCUAUCGUCAAGGCCAUCAUCACAACGAGUUUGUCAAAGUUGCUAUGAGGAAGUGACUGCCACAGUUCCUGUUGGCUUGCAUGCUUCAAGAACAAACGCGAUGGAACGGAUAGUCAUUGACCAAAGACGCCUUUCUAUCCCCAGUCCAACGAAUGGCGAUACAAGUUCACAAAUCAGCGACCUGGCCGAAUGCCCUGUAUGUAAUACAAGCCUAUCUGACCUGGGUCCUGCAUUCGUACAAGAAGCACAUGUGAAGAAUUGCUUGGAGGGAGGAAGUGGCUCUUCUCCUCAGACGGCGAAGUACUUGGUCUACAAGUUACCUGGAGAAAGUGCCUUGAUUGGAACUGAAUGUGUGAUCUGUCUUGAGGAGUUCGUCAAGGGAUCGACCGUUGCCCGACUGAGCUGCCUAUGCAGCUUCCAUAAUGCCUGUUUAUCGUCUUGGCUCCAACGAGGCAAGAGUUGCCCUGUGCAUGCGCGUUGACGAACAUAUGUCAUCUAUCCCCCUAUCACGAGUAUUAUGUUUUCAUGAGGUUUAAGGUUGAUAUUGACUAUGGUACAUAUAGUAGCUACGAGCACUAGCCAUACAACUACAUUGUGAUAUACCCGUCUACGGAGUAAUAUUUGGCUAAUCGUCGUCUUUAGGCUCAUAGAAUAUACUGCGAGGUAUACGAGUUUCGUCGAUUCGAAUGACAUUGGACAGGUCUUCGUAAUCAUCGGGCUCUACUAUGUCUUGUCCUUUACGACCAUCCUCUUGGUCAUCUUCGAACCAAGUUGCCGGAUCGGAAUCGUCUUCAAGAUCGUCGUCAUCCUCCAGGUCUGAUUCGGUGGGCUUGUAUGUCCUGCGUAAGAAGUCGGUUCAGCAUGGGAAAGGAAACAGAUGAGAAGAGAACAUACAUGAAGGCCCAUAUUCGCGCCUCCCUCUCUUCUCGUGUGAGGACUUCCCCCUUAAUUGGUAGACCCAUUCGACGCUUCUUCUCUUCCAAAUGCUGCUUGCGGCGCAUGUCUAGAGCAUGAGUUUCUUGCUCUAUACGGACGGCCUCGUCGAAUGAGAAUGAACCUGUGUCGCUAUGUGUGGGAUGUAUCUGUGCCGACUGAAGACGGACUAAUGAGUGAGACAUUACUCAAUAUACGUGGAAUUACUUACAUAUCUUGCGAGAAUGCGACGUUUGGUAUCGAUUGCUCGACUGGGGGAGACAGCAGGCGUGUCUUCGAUCUUCAUCUGAGUAUCACCUUCAUCGUUGAUGUUGGUUCGUUGCAUCAUAGUCUGUAUCUUAUCCACUCCAAGCUCGACUAGACGUGCUUC